AAGUGAACCACAGGCUAUAAACGUGACUUUCUUGAAUUUGCAUUUGAAUAGAUUGCAAAACUAACGUACUAGAAUUGUACAUCUAGCUUACCACCAACAAAUACGCCAAUUCCACAUUUGAAUAAUUUACAUAAUAAAAAGAAAAUGUCUAAAAGAGAAGGAGACGAACGUGUACGUCUGGAAAAGAAGGUGAAAUUAUCAAAGAAGGAAGAAAUUGCCAUUGAUUCCGAGUUAUUAGGUCAACAAUCGUCAUAUGUGAACAAUAAUAAGGAAGGAGAAGAUGCUUCAAUUGCUGAAGCGGCUGUUGCUGCAGUUAAUGAUUCUGAUCAAAAACAAGCACAACAACAACAUCAACAGCAGCAGCAGCAACAACAACAACAAGCUCAACAAAGUCAACAACAAAGCUUGUCAUACCACCAAGCAUACCAACAACAACAAGAAGCCCAAGGACAAAACCCAUUUAGACCAACCACCUUACCCCCAACUUCUGCUAACAAACCAACACAUGGUUCUGACGAAUGGCAUAGACAAAGAAGAGAAAACCACAAGGAAGUUGAAAGAAGAAGAAGAGAAUCAAUUAACGUGGGUAUUAAAGAAUUGGCUGCAUUAAUCCCAACCAAUGAUACUAACAAAGCCCAAAUUUUGCAACGUGCAGUUGAAUACAUUAAGAGAUUAAAGGAAAAUGAAAACAAUAACAUUGAAAAGUGGACAUUAGAAAAGUUAUUAACUGAACAAGCUGUUUCCGAAUUAAGUGCUUCAAAUGAAAAAUUAAAGCAAGAAUUGGAAAGAGCUUAUAGAGAGAUUGAACAUUUAAAGAGCGAAAAGAAAUAGUGGUAGAUUCGUCCUGUUUUUAUUUUUAUUUUACUAUUAUUAAGGUCUCUAUUUAAUUAGUUUAUUUCUGUAUUGUUUAGUAUUCUUUACGUGUAUUUUAUAUUGUAAUUUUGUUAUAUGUUUGUUGAAUGUAUUUGUAUCGUAAUUG
Spathaspora passalidarum NRRL Y-27907 is the source of this 979-nucleotide messenger RNA. RefSeq names its product Cbf1p (gene CBF1). Gene Ontology annotation, molecular function: protein dimerization activity; DNA-binding transcription factor activity. Gene Ontology annotation, cellular component: nucleus. The record is from RefSeq and is a predicted model, not a curated record. The transcript is spliced from 2 exons. NCBI's taxonomy places the organism in Eukaryota, Fungi, Ascomycota, Pichiomycetes, Serinales, Debaryomycetaceae. The annotation marks the transcript as partial.